AUGUCCAAUAAUGAUCCAUCUACUAUACAUCAAGAAUCAAUAACUCACGUUUCCAAUACCGCCUCACAUCCAACUCCUUUAGUACAACCAUAUAGAAUACUUUUAAAAGAUGGUGUAACUAAUGCCACGAUAUACCCCGUCUAUUCACCAAAUGAAAUUUCCAGUACAUUAUUAGAAUUCUUGUGGGAUGAAUAUAAUAUGGAAAUUGAAAAGGGAGAAACAUUAACAUUUUAUAAUCCUUUAUCGUUUGAUGAUUUUAUAAAUCAUUGGUUUUCUGGAUCUAUAGUAGUAGCAAUAAUGAUUGUUGGUGACGAGCCAGAUUUAACUAAUGAUGAAAGACAAUGGCCAAGUGAAUUAUUAGGAGUAUUCAAUAUUAAACCAAAUUAUCCAGGUGAGAGAUCAAGUCAUAUAUGUACCGGAGAAUUUUUAGUUAAUGCAGGUAUUAGAGGAAGAGGAAUUGGGAAAACUUUAACUGAUUGUUAUAUUCAAUGGUGUGGUGAUAUUGGAUAUAAAUAUAUUAUUUUCAAUAUGGUCCUUGAAACUAAUGUAGCUGCUAGAAAACUAUAUGAAAGUUUGAAUUUCGAGAGAGUCGGUAAAAUCAAGGAUGUCGCUUAUAUGGGUAAUGAAAAAGAUAGCGUUGAUGGGAUAAUCUAUGGACGAACAAUCAAUGAUGAAACAAGAAACAUUAGUUCAAGUGUCUCUGUCACAUCAUCAGCAACUUCAUCAACCGCAACAAAUGAUGCUGAUAUAAAUAACUUAAAGUUUGAAAACCUACUAUAUUAUUUGAGAACAGGAAAAUAUCCCAAAAAUGCCGAUAGUAAAGAAAAGUCAAGACUUCGAGCCAAUAAAGCUUCUUAUUAUCUAGAUGAAGAAGGGAGAUUGAUUCUCAACGGAAAAGAGGUCAUCACUGUUACAAACAAACAAUUAGAAGUAUGCCAAUUGAUUCAUGAAGAAAAUGGACAUCUGGGAAUAAACCGAACAACAACAUUAGUCAGUCAAAAAUAUCAUUGGAUUAGAAUAAAAGAAACUGUUGCAAAAGUGAUUAAAUCGUGUCAAGAAUGUAAAAACAAUGCAUUACAAGAUCGUAUGAAUCAACCAAGCAGUAAAAGAAUUAAAUUAAUGCAACAAGACUUGGAAAAACAGAUAUUAGAACAAGAGAAAUUAGAAGCUGCUGUAGCACAAGUUAAACAACGGCUGGAAGAUGGUAUUUCUUAUGCAGAUGCAGCUAGAUCUGCAUUUGUCAAUGAAUCAGAUGGUAGUAGCAAAGGUGUACAACCAGAAGUCAGAACCUAUUUUAAAGAAGAGAGCCAGCAUUCAUUACUGACAUCUGUAAAAACCUACCGAUAG
This is a messenger RNA of Candida tropicalis MYA-3404, 1347 nucleotides long. RefSeq names its product Spt10p (gene SPT10). NCBI's taxonomy places the organism in Eukaryota, Fungi, Ascomycota, Pichiomycetes, Serinales, Debaryomycetaceae. The coding region runs from base 1 to 1347 and encodes 448 amino acids. The record is from RefSeq and is a predicted model, not a curated record. The transcript has a single exon. Gene Ontology annotation, molecular function: acyltransferase activity, transferring groups other than amino-acyl groups.